Cetraspora pellucida is the source of this 411-nucleotide messenger RNA. NCBI's taxonomy places the organism in Eukaryota, Fungi, Glomeromycota, Glomeromycetes, Diversisporales, Gigasporaceae. The record is from the annotation of a GenBank genome assembly.
AUGUCAAAUAAUAUUGACGAUAAUUUAAAUCCUAUUGAUGAUUGUUUAGCAUCUUCUUCAGCGAAUAAAAAAUCUAAUCCUGAAGGUCAGCCUCGAGCUGAAGUAUGGAAUUCCUAUACUAUUGAUACAAAAAAUAGAAAAUAUUAUUCUAUUCGAUGCCAAUAUUGUUCUAAGUAUUGGCAAAGAGGAAUCCCAUUCAUAAUGGAAUCACAUUUAGCUAAUGAAUGUUCUAAUUGUUCACAAGAAAAUCAAAAUUAUUGGCAAGAUAAAAUCAAUAAUCGAAAUAAUAAUUAUCAACGAACCUCUAAAACAAAAACAAAACAUACAACACAUGAUACAAAUAAUUUAAAAUCUCAUUCUAUUAACGUUAAUCAUCAAAAUUCACUUGAUCGUGCUGUAUUAAAAGCUUAG